Messenger RNA from Leptonychotes weddellii (Weddell seal), 2638 nucleotides. The record is from RefSeq and is a predicted model, not a curated record. NCBI's taxonomy places the organism in Eukaryota, Metazoa, Chordata, Mammalia, Carnivora, Phocidae.
ACCAAGGAUUAGACUUGAACUUCUCUGUAGUCCCGGCGGAAAAAAGGAUCCUGACAGAAAGCCAGAGGCAAAAAGGAGCCAGAAGAAUCUCAUAUAACUCUGGGAACAGGAGAAAGGACGGAGGCAAACCUGGGAUUCACUGCUUUACCAAGUCUGCGUCUCCUCUGCCUUUUGGAAACGAGACACAGGUUUUAAAGAAGCUAGAGUGCCAGAGAAGACCUUUGAAGUGUGAAGAGAUUUCCUGUAAUUGAAACCAAAAUGUCAUUUAUAGAUCCGUAUCAGCACAUUAUAGUGGAGCACCAGUAUUCUCACAAAUUCACAGUAGUGGUGUUACGUGCCACCAAAGUGACCAAGGGGGCCUUCGGUGACAUGCUUGACACUCCAGAUCCGUACGUGGAACUUUUCAUCUCCUCCACCCCUGACAGCAGGAAGAGAACAAGACACUUCAAUAAUGACAUAAACCCUGUGUGGAAUGAGACCUUCGAGUUUAUUUUGGAUCCUAACCAGGAAAAUGUUUUGGAGGUCACAUUAAUGGAUGCCAAUUAUGUCAUGGAUGAAACUCUAGGGACAGCAACAUUCCCCAUAUCCUCUAUGAAAGUAGGAGAGAAGAAAGAGGUUCCUUUUAUUUUCAACCAAGUCACUGAAAUGUUUCUGGAAAUGUCUCUUGAAGUUUGUUCAUCCCCAGACCUCCGAUUCAGUAUGGCUCUGUGUGAUCAGGAGAAAACUUUCAGACAACAGAGAAAAGAAAACAUAAAGGAAAACAUGAAGAAACUCCUGGGUCCAGAGAAUAGUGAAGGCUUGUAUUCUACACGUGAUGUGCCCGUGGUGGCCAUAUUGGGCUCAGGUGGAGGGUUCCGAGCCAUGGUCGGCUUCUCAGGUGUGAUCAAGGCACUGUAUGAAGCGGGAAUUUUAGAUUGUGCUACCUACAUUGCUGGUCUUUCUGGCUCCACAUGUUCAGAUUGGGUUGAAUUUAGCCCGUAUGAGAUUGGCAUGGCUAAAUAUGGUACUUUUAUGGCUCCUGACUUAUUUGGAAGCAAAUUUUUUAUGGGAACAGUUGUGAAGAAAUAUGAAGAAAAUCCCUUGCAUUUCUUAAUGGGUGUCUGGGGCAGUGCCUUUUCUAUACUGUUUAACAGAGUCUUGGGAGUUUCUGGCUCACAGAAUAAAGGUUCCACAAUGGAGGAAGAAUUAGAAUACUUGCAUGUAAAAAACUUAAUUUCUUUUUCCUUAGGCACUGAAAAUGAAGAUGCUCAAAGCGAAUAUCACAAUGAUAAUCAAGCAAGUUGGGUCCAUCGUAUGAUAAUGGCUUUGGUGAGUGAUUCAACUUUAUUCAAUACCAGAGAAGGACGUGCUGGGAAGGUGCACAACUUCAUGUUGGGCUUGAAUCUCAAUACAUCCUAUCCAAUGUCUCCUCUGAAAGACUUUAUGACACAGGAAUCGUUGGAUGAAGAUGAACUGGAUACAGCUGUAGCAGAUCCUGAUGAAUUUGAGCAAAUAUAUGAGCCUCUGGAUGUCAAAAGUAAAAAGAUUCACGUCGUGGACAGUGGCCUCACGUUUAACCUGCCAUACCCCUUGAUCCUGAGACCUCAGAGGGGAGUUGAUCUCAUUAUCUCCUUUGACUUUUCUGCAAGACCAUGUGACUCUAGUCCUCCGUUCAAGGAACUUCUACUUGCAGAAAAGUGGGCCAAAAUGAACAAGCUCCCCUUUCCAAAGAUUGAUCCUCAAGUGUUUGAUCGAGAAGGACUGAAGGAGUGCUAUGUCUUUAAACCCAAGAAUCCUGAUAUGGAGAAAGACUGCCCAACUAUCAUCCACUUUGUUCUGGCCAACAUCAACUUCAGAAAGUACAAGUCUCCAGGUGUUCCGAGAGAAACUAAAGAAGAGAAAGAGAUAGCUGAUUUUGAUAUUUUUGAUGACCCCGAAUCACCAUUUUCGACCUUCAACUUUCAAUAUCCAAAUCAAGCAUUCAAAAGGCUGCAUGAUCUCAUGCACUUCAAUACCCUGAACAACAUUGAUGUGAUAAAGAAUGCCAUAGUUGAGAGCAUUGAAUACAGAAGACAGAAUCCAUCUCGCUGCUCUGUUUCCCUUAGUAAUGUUGAAGCAAGACGAUUCUUCAACAAAGAGUUUCUAAGCAAACCCGCAGCAUAGUUUGUGUAGUGGAAAGGGCCGCAAUUUCUGAUGCUGAGGCAGUUUGAAAUUCCAUUACAACUGGAUUUAAAAGCAUAGUACAGAUAUUAGUACUGAUCACAAGAGACUGGCUGAUACUCAAAGUUGCAGUUAUUUAGCUGCAUGAGAAUAAUACCAUUAUAAAUUUGUUAGGUUGAUAGAUGAUGUGAUUAUGUAAAAAUAUACUCAGCUACAUUUUCUGUCAGUGUAGAUUUCCUGAUGCAAAUGUAAGAACAUAUAUUGUAAUUUUAGACAUUCCUCACCAGCUAUCUUAUGUGUCCUCUUUUUUAAAAAAAUGUUUUCUUUUUAGAAUAUUUAACAGUUCAGUCUCAAUAAGUACGACUUUGCAUUGUGUGUAAAUGUUAUUCACUGACUGGAUUUAUUCAUACCAUGAGACAACACUAUUUUUUAUUUAUAUACACAUGUAUACAUAUAUGAAAUAAAUAUAUCAAUAUGCAAUUAGCAUGAGAUAACUGAA